Molecule: messenger RNA, 720 nt
Organism: Funneliformis geosporum
Lineage: Eukaryota; Fungi; Glomeromycota; Glomeromycetes; Glomerales; Glomeraceae
Source: the annotation of a GenBank genome assembly
AUGUCUACGAAUACUAAUUUUAUUAAUGAAAAUGAUAUUAUUUAUGAAGAGGACCUUGAGCCGGAAGAGGAUGCUGAAGUAUAUUUCAUUACCAAAAAUAUAAGUGUUAAAAUGAUAAUUCAUUCAUUGACUCCUAUUGAAUAUCUAGCAAUAAGUCAAGAAGGAGUUGCGAUUAUUUAUCAUGUUGAAGGAUGGAAUAAUGUAGAAGCUAUCCAAUAUUCUAUGGGAAAACCUUGUGGUCAACAUAAUUCAACUUGCAUUUAUCUUGGUAAUAUUGGUGUAGUUAGAAAAGAAAGAAUAUGUCAAGGAGUUAAAUUAUGUGAAUUUGCAACUCCAGAGCUUUUGGAAAUUAAGCACGAGACAGUAGAUCCUGAAUCAGAUUUGUGUUUAAAAGUAAAUAAUGAAGUAUCAGUUAAUAACAUAAAAAAUAAUACUUUUGCAGGACGUAAAUUAGAUAAAGAAAGAUUUGCUGCUAUUAAUGUACAUCAAAAGUAUAAUAUACCAUAUCGGGGUCAAGAUAAAAGUCUUAUUACUCAUAAUGUUUUAUCUAAUAAAUGUCAAGCCAAUGCGAAAAUUAAAAAAUCAAAUAAUACAAAACCAGUUUCUGAUAAUUGUGAUAAUGAUGAUAAGGAAAAUACCAUUAUUACAAAAAUCGAUGAACUUGAAUAUCAGGAAAGAAUUUUAGCUCUAAAAGAGCGUGAACUGGUUUUAAGAAAAUGA